UUGUUCAAGAUUAAUUUUAUAUUAAUGAAUAUUAUUAUUCCAAUUAAUUUUUCUUAUUUAUUUUUCAACUUUUUUCUUCUUCUAAAUUAUAUUAAUUGUUUAAAUAUUUUACAAAUUGUGCCAGGCUUCACAAAUUCUCAUGUUUUAUUUAAUUAUAGACUUGCGGAAGAAUUGACUAAAUUAGGGCAUUCUGUUGUUUUAUGGACACAAAUGGAAAUGAAUAUGGUUUUUACAGGAGACUUUAAAUUGCCAGAUGGUGUUAACGAAAUUCGUGAGUCUAUUCAAUUCAAGGAUAAAUUGAAAGUUGAGGGACUGAAGGUUUUUCAAGAAAUGAUUUUUGAGAGUGGCACUCCUUAUGAACUUUGGUGGACCGGCAGAGAAUUUAAAGAAAUGCGUUUAGAAGCAUGUGAACAAAUGCUUGGAGAAGGACGUGCAAAAUUGCUUUCCUCUGUAAAAUACCAAAAAUUUGAUUUGGCAAUUGGGCAUUUUCAUGAUUUUUGUCCAGUAGCUAUGGCUCGUUCUGUGGGAGUUUAUAGAAUGAUUUGGAUUACUCAUGGCCCUUCACUUUAUGAUUUUACUUCUUUAUCCUUUGGUCUACGAACAUUUCCUUCAUUUGUUCCACAUCCUCUUUCCUUCAAUUCAGACAGAAUGAAUUUUUUACAACGUUUAAUUAAUGUUAUCUGGCAUUUUUCUGGUAUAGAAUUUGUAAAUCUUCCAAAUGUUUUACUUCAUGAAGAGAAUUCCUUAUACAAAAAAUGUUUUUUUUCGAAAUUAUUUUUUAAAAAUUUAUUUUUAAAAGUUUUUCCAAAAUCUAAAAAUCUUUGGAGUGUUGGUCAACAAGUUUCUGUUCUUUUAUUAAAUGGAGAACGUUUCCUAGAUUUUCCAAGGCCAUUACCUACAUUUAUUUUAAAUUUGGGUUCACUAGCUUCUAAACAACAAAAGUUAAAUAAAUUAAUUUUGGAUUCAGAGAUUGAGUCUAUUUAUUCGAAGAAGGGAAGUAAAGGUUGGUUGAGGGCUUUGCAUGGCCCUAACUUUAUGAUUUUCAUAAAGUGUAGGGAUAGAUCCACCUCAAAAUAUAUUGGACAUUUUUAA
Molecule: messenger RNA, 1092 nt
Organism: Meloidogyne enterolobii
Lineage: Eukaryota; Metazoa; Nematoda; Chromadorea; Rhabditida; Meloidogynidae
Source: the annotation of a GenBank genome assembly